Molecule: messenger RNA, 648 nt
Organism: Clonostachys solani
Lineage: Eukaryota; Fungi; Ascomycota; Sordariomycetes; Hypocreales; Bionectriaceae
Source: the annotation of a GenBank genome assembly
AUGGCUCCCGCGGACAAGGCUGUUAGUACCAAGACCUUCGGCAUGGAAGCAUCAAAGUGGACCAAAUACCAGAUUCGCUCAGCGUCCGCCGCUAACCGAGAAGGUUUCGCCCAACAGAAAGAGACCUCCACGUCCGUUUCUCCUCUGGUUUCUCGGAAUAACAGCCGUGGCGGAAAUCCCCAGGCCGCUAAUGAGCCGUCUGCCAGGUCAAGGUAUGGCUCCGGCGCCGGCCUCGGCAACAGCCAGAGUUCACCCACCAAAGAAAACGGCCAUCCAUUUCCAGGUGCCAUCAAUGGCGAGAAGGCAUCUCUGCCCGCCCAGAAGCAGGAGGAAUAUCCGACCAUCUUCCUGUACAGCUAUGUGCAAUCCUACGCACCUUACCACGUCCAGAGGUGGAUCCCGCCCGCCCAGAUCUUCGACAUGACGUUUGACGAGUUGAAGGCGGUGCUGCCGCUCAAGCUCAUCGAGGGCCACAUCCUGACCUUCACCUUGUUCUCGGAGCCAACGGGGAUGAUGUACCGCGUCAGUACUGGCACCGACUCAGGAUAUGACUGGGUCAAGGAGAGGUUUCGCCAAGUUGUGAAAAACUUUAUUGAAAUCAGAGGAACGAGAGAUUUGCCCAACCUUUUCUACAUCCGGGUCGAAUAG